AUGGGGAGAAAACCACGAUCGGAACCCUAUGGCGCUUUUCGAGUUCGAAAUCAACUAACAUGGCCGACCCGGACGAUCUUUUCGGAGGAUUGUCAGAAAGCAGCAGCGAGGAAAGCGAAGAUGAAGUUGAAGACAUUCGCUUGUCCACCUCUCCCUUUGGGCCCGAACGCCACCACGGCGACGUCCAUGUCCGAUGAUCGGGUCCAAUUUCAACUAGGCAGCUCCCCGGAAACAGGGUCGAACCUUGAUGAUGGCGAUUCCCUACUGGAGCCGAAGGAAACGAGAAAGCGGAAAGCGUCACCGAUAAACACUGAACAAAAACGCGCAAAGAUCACCAACGUUGGCACUUCGUCCGACUUUCAUGCGGCUCUGACGAUGUUGGAUGAUCCUGAUGAUCAAUGCGCCCGAGAGCCAAUUAUUUACAUCGAUCCAGCAGCCCUUUCACUUGCGCCUACCGAUGAACCAUCCGAGUUUUCACAGCAUGCACUCGAAAAAGACGCGGCUGACUUGGAUGGAAAGCCCACCACAGAUGAUGCACCCUUUGCGAAUAUCAGCAUGGAUAAAGAAAUGAAAGCGAUUGCGCCAUCAACAUCAAAAAUUGUUACUCCAGAAAAAGAGGAAAUCAUUCUCCCAUUGCGGGAACUCGAUGAAGAGGAUGAAAAGCAGCGGUUAAAGAUGCAGGUAUUGAUUUCAAACUUUUCUCAAGAGCAGCUCAACCGAUAUGAGGCUUACCGACGAUCGACGUUUCCAAAAAGUGCAAUUAGAAGGCUAAUUCAACAAUAUACGGGUGUAAGUCCCGGGCAGCAGGUUGUGAUUGCGAUCGCUGGACUUGCAAAAGUUUUCGCCGGUGAGUUGAUAGAAGAAGCUCUUGAUUGCCAGAAAGCUGCCGAACAAACGUCCGAACCAUUGAAGCCACACCAUAUCCGCCAGGCCUACUACAGUCUUGAUCGAAAAGGAAAAUUGUACCCGCCAAAGGGGAGCCGAAAGAAUCCCCUAUUU
This is a messenger RNA of Mesorhabditis belari, 999 nucleotides long. The record is from the annotation of a GenBank genome assembly. Lineage: Eukaryota; Metazoa; Nematoda; Chromadorea; Rhabditida; Rhabditidae.